Molecule: messenger RNA, 12423 nt
Organism: Corythoichthys intestinalis (scribbled pipefish)
Lineage: Eukaryota; Metazoa; Chordata; Actinopteri; Syngnathiformes; Syngnathidae
Gene: grin2da
Product: glutamate receptor, ionotropic, N-methyl D-aspartate 2D, a
Exons: 19
Coding region: 403-6153 (1916 amino acids)
Biological process (GO): monoatomic ion transport; long-term synaptic potentiation; excitatory postsynaptic potential
Cellular component (GO): NMDA selective glutamate receptor complex; plasma membrane
Molecular function (GO): NMDA glutamate receptor activity
Source: RefSeq, a predicted model, not a curated record
CAACCCGGGUACAUACUGAAUCUUAAGCCAAGAAGCGUCGAGGCGGGCGGGCGGGCGAGCCAGAAAGAGACGCCGAGGCGGCGGCAGCAACAUGUAGCCCGGCCCAGACGACGCCUGCUCAUCUUCUCGGGCUGCGCGGACUUACUCCUGCAACAUGACGCCCGGGCGGGGACCGCCGGGACGCCGACUGGUCGACGCGUGUCCGGCGGAGGGAUGACGGACGGAUGGAGUGAGAGAGCAGCGCCAGGAGCAGCAGGAGGAGGAGGAGGAGACCGAGAAGAGCCUCGCUCGCACUGGUCCGGCGGCCUCAGCAGGUGAAAGGCGGCGAGCAUCCCCACCCGUGAAGCGGCGCCAGGCCUCCCCCGCCAAAGCCGAACGGCCCUCCGGCCCCGCCCGUCCCCCAUGGCGGCGCCACGGCCGGCCUCUCGCCUGUCGCUGCUGUUGGCGUUCCUGGCCUGCGCGGGGCCGGCGCGGCCCUCGCCCCCCUUGCUGCUGCGGCCCCGGGAGAGAGAGAGGGACUCGGGUGGCGUCAACAUCGCCGUGGUCCACUCUGGCUCCUCCCUGCUCCCGGAGACGACAACGGCGGGGGGCGGAGAGCCGGGCCCCGCCGAAAGGGCGGUGACCGACACGGCCUCCCUGGCGGCGGUGGCGGCGGCGUCUUCGCUAGCGGCGCUGGUCGGGGAGGCGGUGAUGACGCCGUCCGGGCCGGCCAACGUGAUUUACUUGGCGGUCAACGAGAGCAGCCCGGGGAGCCUCCUGCUGCAGCUGUGCGAGCUGCUUGCCACCACCCCGUUGCAGGGUUUGGUGUUUGAGGAAGAGCGGCCGCCGCCCCCCAACCGGGCCCCGCUGGCCCCCAUGCUGGAGUUCAUCUCGGCCCAGACGGGCGUUCCCGUGGUGGCGGUGGGCGGGGGCGCCAGCCUGGGACGGGAGCCGCAGGAGAGCGGCUCCAUCUACCUGCAGUUCACGUGCUCCACGGCGCUGCAGCUGGAGGUCAUCUUCGAGGUGCUGGAGGAGUACGACUGGACGUCCUUCUCGGUGGUGACCACGCGCCACCACGGCUACCAGGAUUUCCUGGACAUGGUGGAGGGCAUGACCGACGGCUCCUUCAUCGGCUGGGAGAGGAAAAGCGUGGUGGUCCUCAACGUCACCGACGACCCCGGCGGCGCUCGCACCAAACGUGUGCUCAAGGACAACGAGGCGCAGGUGCGUCUGCUGUACUGCUCGCUGGAGGAGGCGGAGCUAGUAUUCCGCGCCGCCUGGGCCUCGGGUCAGGCUGGUCCCAGUCACAUGUGGUUCGCCGUGGGCCCCGCGUUGGCCGGUUUGGGUCUGGAGGGGCUGCCCAAGGCCUUGUUCUCCAUCCGGCCGCAGGGGUGGAGGGACGAGCCACGCAGGCGCAUCGCCAAGGGCGUCUCGGUGCUGACCCACGGUGCCAUGGCGCUGCGGCGGGACCAAGGCGGCACCGGCCGGGCUCACUACGCCGGAAACUGUCACAGCGACGGCAACCAGACGCAGCGAAUGCUCGACAAAAUCAGGUACUUCACCAACAUCUCAAUCGGGGGCCGCGACUACUCCUUCAACGAUGACGGCUAUCUGUCUAAUCCACUGCUGGACGUCAUCUCGUACAACAACGGGCGCGGCUGGGAGGAGGUGGGCUGGUGGGAGAACGGGCACUUGCGUCUGCGCUACCACCCGUGGUCCCGCUAUGGCUCCUUCCUGAAGCCGCUGGACGACGCGCAGCACUUGCGGGUGGUGACGCUGGAGGAGCGACCCUUCGUCAUCGUGGAGCCCGCCGACCCGGGCACUAGCUCCUGCAUUCGGGACUCGGUGCCCUGCCGGAUGCCCCUCAAUUCCAGCCUCGUUGUGGAAGGCACAUCUCCCAUGAAGCAUUGCUGCAAAGGUUUCUGCAUCGACGUUCUCAAGAGGUUGGCCAAGAUAGUCGGCUUCACCUACGAUCUCUACCUGGUCACCAACGGACGCCACGGGAAGAACAUUGAUGGCGAGUGGAACGGCAUGGUGGGUGAGGUGGUGUCUAGUAGGGCGGACAUGGCCAUUGGCUCGCUCACCAUCAACGAGGAGCGAUCGGAGGUGGUGGAGUUUUCUGUGCCCUUCGUGGAGACGGGCAUUAGCGUCAUGGUUUCUCGCAGCAACGGCACCGUCUCGCCUUCCGCCUUUCUCGAACCAUACAGCCCGGCCGUGUGGGUGAUGAUGUUCGUGAUGUGCCUGUCGGUGGUGGCCGUCACCGUCUUCAUCUUCGAGUUCUUCAGUCCGGUCGGGUACAACCGAAGCCUGCAGAGCGCCAAAAAGUCGGGCGGGUCCAAGUUCACCAUCGGCAAGUCGGUUUGGCUUCUGUGGGCGUUGGUCUUCAACAACUCCGUGCCUGUGGAGAACCCCCGAGGAACCACCAGCAAGAUCAUGGUUCUGGUGUGGGCCUUCUUCGCCGUCAUCUUCUUGGCGUCCUACACUGCCAACCUGGCCGCCUUCAUGAUCCAAGAGGAGUACAUCGAUACUGUGUCGGGACUCUCCGACAAGAAGUUCCAGCAGCCCACGGAGCAGUACCCGCCCCUACGCUUCGGCACGGUUCCCAAUGGCAGCACAGAGGAGAACAUCCGCUCAAACUAUCCCAACAUGCACCAGUACAUGAUCCGCAACAACCAGAAGGGCGUGGAGGAGGCCAUCGACAACCUGAAGACGGGGAAACUGGAUGCUUUUAUCUACGAUGCCGCCGUGCUCAACUAUAUGGCUAGGAAGGAUGAAGGCUGCAAGGUGAUGACGAUCGGUUCCGGCAAAGUCUUCGCCACCACCGGCUACGGCAUCGCUCUGCACAAGAACUCCAGAUGGAAGAGACCGCUGGACCUGGCGCUGUUGCAGCUAGUGGGAGAUGAUGAGAUCGACAUGUUGGAGCGCCUUUGGCUGUCGGGGAUCUGCCACAAUGACAAGAUUGAGGUGAUGAGCAGCAAGCUGGACAUCGACAACAUGGCGGGCGUCUUUUACAUGUUGCUGGUGGCCAUGGGCCUCAGUUUGCUGGUCUUCGCCUGGGAGCAUCUGGUGUACUGGAAGCUACGACACUGCAUCAAGCGCUCCGGUGGAGGCAUGGACUUCCUCCUGGCGCUCAGCAGGGGCAUGUACAGCUGCUGUCAGUUCGAGGACGAGACGGCGCCAGGAAGCGGUAAGAGUUCCCUGCCGCAGUACCACACGGUGCCCACUGUGGCCCAGCAGCACUUGGUGACCGCCACAGUCAACAACACCACCGCCAUCGCCAUGGUGCAACAGCAGCCGCCAGCCAAGCACGUCCCCAAGCAGCCGCAGGGUCAGACGUAUAGCGCCAUGCUGCCGGGGUCGCCGCCACCUGCAGGUCAUUCCGCCGUGGCGCCGGGACGCUCCAACAGCCCCAUCUUCGAAGGCCCCAUGCCUUGCUCCACUUUCCUGCCUCGCCACGACCGCAGAUUGGCCGUGGUGGAUCGCUGGAACAGGCCCAAGCCAGAGAAGGUCUUGAGUGGCGGAAGCGGUGCCAGUCUGGGGAUAGGGGGAAUCGCGGGGGGCAUCACGGAACUCCAGGCCCAGCAACAGUACCAGCAGAACUUGGGGCAGCACUGGAAACUGAAAGGAGUGGGCGACAACAGUUUGGACGAGUACAAACGGUACUAUGGACCUAUAGAUCCGGAGGGGCUUGGAGCUAACUCGGAUCAACAGAUCGGAGGGAGCCAACAGACUCCCAAAAGUAAUUCCAGAGGCCCCAAGGCCACCGGAAUGUUGAGGCCGCUUCCUAAAGGCCCCGGACUCUUAAUAGGUAAACCGCCACCUCCGAUGCCGUCCUCACCACGAAGGCCUCCUUUCUGGCGGCGUGGAAGUCUUGCUCAGGCGAGGAGGAAGAGCUCAGGGGUACCUCUGUAUGAGAACAUCCUCCCCCUGGGGCGAAGAGGAGGUGGCCGGUACGGAGCAAGUGAUCUCAUGGGAAGGAGAGGGCGCCGUCCACCACCACUGCCCCCUAUGCCAGUCCCCCUUUCUUCCCCGACGCAUACCCCAACCACGCCCUCUUCUCCAUGCCGCUUCUACUCCACCUGCUCCAGUGCCUCCUCAUCAUCCUCUUCCUCCACAUCUUCCUCGUCCUCAUCUUCGUCCUCCGUCUCAGUCUCCCGCUCCAAUUCUCCUUCCUCCUGCUCCAGCGACAGCUCUUACAACUCCUCCUUAAGUUUCCGGUAUCGCGCAGGAGACCGGGAAUUUACAGCGGAAGACGACUACGACUCCGAUCUGCUCACGGAAGAGUCCAGUCUCCUCCUAGGCUCGCGCCGGAAGGUGCGCUCCCGUCGCAUGUCGUCACGCUCGCUGCCCUGCAGUCCACCGCCUCCGCCAGUCCCGCCGCGAAAGCCGCGUCCACAGAGGGACGACGGGCGAGAAAGGAGGAGCAGCCAGCUGGCGCAGUUGCAGGAGUGGUGGGCAUCGUGGGGCGACAGGGAAAGGGGGAAGUCAGGGAAAACCAGCCUCGGAGAUUUAAGAGAUGACAAAAGGCAUCGUAAAGAGAGGGAACGUGAGAAUAAGAGGAGGAAGAAGGGGAGAAAAAAGAAGAAGAGGGAGGAACGAGAGCGGGAGAGAGAACGAAAGCGGCGUAAAGCAAAAAAGAAAAAGAAGGAUGAAAAGUUAAAGAGAAAGGAAAGAAAGAAGUCUGAGCAGGAGGGGCGAGAUUCUGAGAAGCGAGAGGAGGGAAAACCAGGAACACCGGAUUACCCAUCCUACCUUCACCUGAGGAGGGAAUCUUUCCGAAAGAAGAGCGAGAGCUCUAUAAGGAGUUACGGAUGGAACAUUCCACCUGAAGACAACAGGAAAGAUCGUGAAGAAAAAGAGGAUGGCGAGGACAUUCGAGGGAAAGAAAGACAAGAUAGACGUAGGAACAGCAAACACUAUCAGUCCUCCAGCAAUAAGCCGUCCACAUCUGUCAAGUUCUGGGCAGGCAACCUGUCCUCCGACACCAUCCCGUCAGCCUUCCUGCCCCUCUUGCCCGUCUCUUCCAAGAGGAGGAAGAGCAAAAGCUCGGACAGGGGUACCGUGGGAAUAGAAGGAGAGAGGAAACCGCUGCUGGGCCGAACCGGGAGAGGCGAGAUGCCCUCCAAGGAAGGAAUAUCUUUCCAUGAAUGGGAGUCGGACCUGGAGGAAGAUGAAGAGUCUGAGCGAGAGCAAAGGAAAGGCGAGCGCGCUAAGAGGCAGAGCAGGACAAUCUCCGACGAGGACAGAGACCGGGAUAAGGUCGUCGGGAUAUAUUCGGACGACGAGGGCUCCUCGGGAGAGUUUGGCAAGUUUGAGAGGUACUGGGAAGAUCAUGACGGCAGAUCUGUGGGCGGGAUCGGUGGAGGCGGCUGGUUUUUUAGUACCUACCCCUCCAGGGACAAAGCAGGUAGCAUCAACAGCAGAGAUGAUUUGUUCUUAGAACGAGGGGACAGGUGGGGGACCGGAGAAAGCGGCUGGGGUUGGGGGUCGGGGUCCCACUGGCCGCCCUCUCCACUCACGCCACCCCCGCCUCGUCGCUAUUGGUCCGUGGACAAACUUCACAUCCAGGAUGAGAAGAAGAAGCGCAGAUCAAAGGACAAAGCGAGAGGGCGCACAGCUUGUUCUUCCUGCCAGUCCCCCCGACACCACCCGCAUUCUUCCAAGUGGGCCGGCGUCACCUCACGCAGCCAAGAAGAGCUUUUCCGCCACUGCCAGAGUUUAGCCAGCACCUCGAAGCCCAAACACGACUCCUCCUCUUCCUCCAAGCCGGAUCGCUCGCAGAAUCCCUCCAAAUCCGGAAGUCAGUCCAAUCUUAGUGUCCAGCAGCGAACUCAGAGAUCGGACAGAGGGAGACUUCCUUCCCCGCCUUCCGCCCUCGUUCCCAAUUUGCCUGCCCCACUUCCCGCCCUUCCAGCUCCCCCAUCCUCGGCUCACCCCGUCCACGCUCCCCCGCUGACCUCAUCCUCUUCGGUGUCCUCUCCCUCGGUGGUGUCGUCCACCCCUGGUGCCCCUCAGCCUUCCUCCGUGGCAAGUGCCAAAUUACAGUACCAGAGGCUGCGCUCGGUACCUCCACCCCAGAGGUACCCUCAGUCUCCUCACGGGCCUCUUAAAUCCAAGAACCUCUGUUCUCGAAGGGGCUCGGCCCAUUUCUCCAGCGUGGAGAGUGAGGUCUGACGUCGGAGGCCGUUGAGUCCUUUCCCCCCCCCCGAGGCUCUGCACAAAGCGACCGCGCAGCCAAACAAACUCGACACGAGCCGUUCGGAGAAAUGCCCGCUUGUUUCUUCCCACGGAAACAUUUAGCAUCGGAUGCGGGGCAAUCAAUCUUCUAGGCUGAAGGACGCUCCUUUGCUACAGACAGUAAAGGGCUUCUGGUGUAGGAGCAGAGGAGCAAUUUGUAUUCAUCAUGCGUUCUGAGGGCUCAGGAACUUUGUCGUACGCCUGCUGCUCCUGCAAGCCUUUAGCACUCCAACCCUCUUCUUUUCCCCUUCAGCAAAUGGCUUUUCCCAAAAGAACUGUUUACAUCCCCGCAGAACUGUGACGCCCAGCACGGGCACCUUCCUCACGUACGAUCAAAAGGGUUUGGCGUGACAGGAAGCUAACGUGGCAUUUUUUUGUGUUCUCGUCCCUCCGGAACCUUCUCUAGCUUUCCUCUUCUACUCGAUGCGCUUCUCGUGUGUCUGUGCUUUUCCGUCUUUGUAUUCUUGACAACAGGGUAAGUCAACUGUGACUGACAUUCUGCCGGCUUAAUGAAAAGCUGAGUGCCAAACUCCACAUCUAUUUGUACCCCGUUAGCUGCCCGCUACCCCGUCACACGCACACUAAAGGGCACACAAACGCUCAUGCGCUAGGACAAAUGUCCUUUUUUGGUUUUUGUUUCCAGAGCAAUACAUCGUUGGGUUUUUCCACGCCUUUGCGUUACUCCUGUGUUGUUGUCGUCGUCGUCGUUAUAGAUGUUGAUCUAUAUAAAUCUAUAUAUCGAGAAAUGUAUCGAGUCUAAUACGAUGUAAGCACUGUGCCAUACGACCCGUGGAACAUUCCGCCGACUACCUACCGCAAGAAAGGCCCUCCCUCGCCCCUCCUCACGUUGACUGAAUGUAAAGUGGACGCUGAAUAUGUUCAAUGAUGGUGAUGCGGUAUGGACUUGCGUGUAACCUGAAUGAGGUACGUUUAUUUCGAGAGACCACUCCCCCAAAAUGUCCUUAACAAAAAACUAAACCCUUAACCAUACCUAUUGCAUCUAAGCUUACUCCUAAAGCUGAACCAAACCAUCGAACCUAAAACCUACACCUGAACCCUCAUCUAAAGCCUAUUGCAAAUGCUAUAUCAUAAUCACAACCCUAACUGCAGCCCUCAGCCCAAUCUCCAACCUUAAAUGUGUCAUCCCUACCCUUAUACCCUCACCUUUGACCCUAACUCUCGGCCAGUGAUUCUCAACUGGUGGGUCGAGUGUAGCCAUCUUAUGUGGGUCACUAGCUAGGGUUGUCCUGAUCAUAUUUUUGCGCUAGACUUCAAGUCACCUGAUUUUGCAGAUCUGCAUGUAGAGUUGGGUAGAUUGUUGUUCCCUUUCAGACUAUAAAUAUAAGAAAAUAUAAACUAUUUUAUAUAUUUUUUCAGACGACUGCACAGCCGUGUAUUUUAAUUGGUAUCGGUUGCCAAAAAUUGUUAUCGGAACAACACUAGUUAGGUCACGUGAAAUAUUUUUUCAGAACGCGGGUCCCAACAGUUGAGAGCCAAUGCCCUGAUCCCUUAACCCGAACCAUUGAGAAGGUUUUGAAAUGAAACCCCGUCCAAGCGUUAUCAUCGCAAGCAUGCUUAUUAGCGUCUCUUUUGCUAGCUGGUGCUACACGUGCUAGUCCAAGCCACAGCUGGUCGGUUGCAAGGAGUCUGCGUUUAUAAUCGAUUCGGAUAAGCCAAGUGCCGUUCUGAUGUCAAAAGAGACAGUGCCUACGUUGGAUGCUAGCUAGCGGCGGCCGGAAUGUGUAGCGCGGCGGCAGAGCCUCCUGUCGUGCAUUUUCUAAACCCUUUCUCACCUUAGAAACAAGCAGUUUUCAACCCGCCAGCGAGCUGACACCAGCAGCUAUACUCCAGAAGCAAAUAAGAAGAAUCCGCGCUAGCCAUCGACCUUUAGCAUCGACGGACACGAGCGGAGCGCCUACGCGGUCGUCUUAAGCGUCACAAUUUCAGCUUGCCUGAAACUGCAUCUGAGCCAUUAUUUACUCCCAACCGAAAGAGACUUUAGGUUUUUUGAAAAACAUUUCAAAGAGUCGAUCUGCCUUUUCGCUAACGAGCUAAAGCUACUUCUAUAUCCGUACAUACAUGUCACAUACGUGUUUGUGCCAGUGAGUUGCGAAACAAUCUCGUUUUACGCUUAUGGUUUCUUGAAUGACGGAACAUGCAGACCUCCGCCAAAGCUUGGAGAUGAAAUCUUUCAGUGCCAUUGACGGUGAUUGACGUCCAAACGUGGUUUCUAAAAACUGAAUUAGAACUCUUUUAAAUGAGUUUAACACUAGUAGACGUCCAAUCCAUUUGAAAUGGGAAUGUAGCACUGUCAAGCCUUCCACUUUAAAUGUAUUGGACGUCGAGCAUCCUCAAUGUCAACCCACAAGUUAAAUGUCUUGGCGUAGCCGACAGACAUCACUUCCUUGGCGGAGGUAACUGAAAGAACCCGAUAGUACGAGUUAGAUCAUUUGUGUUGGCUGGUCUCGUUUCUCAUCACGGUGUCUUCUGCUUGUGCGGCUUUCACAAAAAAAAAAAGAAGAAGAAUCCAUGUGUAAUAUGUGUUGCUCUAAAUAUCUAAGAUCUAUAUUUAAGUCUUAUCUGCUCUAAGUUGGACUCUUCUGUGUCUUUUGUCCUCGUCCAGACCUCCCGAGCCCCCCCUGCUGACAUAACCGCUCUCGCUCGCCAACGCCGAGGUCCCGCCCGGCGGGGGGUGGGGCCAGGGGACGGGGCUAGGGGGCUGCGCCAGUGUCUUAUGACCGUGUCACUGUAGCGGUGGUGGCAAGCGUUUGUCUACCUAGAGGGGCCUUUUUUCUCUUCGCUUUUCGGCCUACGCGUGACAUCGCGGACACGCUGCUUUACACGCGCUCUCAUGUGUGUGUGCUUGCGUGGUUGUGUGUGUACGAGACCCCAUUGUGGGGUCUUUCUGACGCCAUGUAGCAAGCAGGCUUCUCGAGGAUGGUGGUGAAGGGCUUGGGUGGGAAAAUUCCAAUGUGGAAGUAUUCAUUGUUCUCAAAGGGAGGUCUGUGGUUAUGAGUACAUUUGUUAAGUCAGUUGAGACUAAAAAUUUGGUUUCCAUGUAGGUCAAAGACUUUUAUCACCAAAACGAUUUUUUAAUAUUGUAAACCCAUCCAUAGAAAUACCGUAAUUUUCGGACUAUAAGGCGCACCUGACUAUAAGCCGCCACUCACCAAAUUUGACAAGGAAAUGGCAUUUGUUCAUAGAUAAGCCGCACCGGACUAAAAGCCACAGCUUUAUUAUGGGAUAUUUAUACCAAAAGAUAUUAACCGGUAGCACUUUAUUCGGCAGCGGUGUCAUAAGACCGUCAUAAUUAUCGCAUGACACGGUCAUUAAAUAUUAAUGAAUGCUUAUGACAGACGUCAUUUAGUGUCAUCCGCCAAAUUAUCUCACUUUUCAAUGGAUGUAAAAGACCUAAACUGGACAUGUAUGGAGUUUGUGACCAAAUUUGCCAGAUGACCCUUAAUGACAUCUGUCACAAGCAUUUAUUAAUGCCCAUGACACUGUCAUGUCAUAAUUAUGACGGUUUUAUAACAGUUUAAAGACGCUGCUGUCAAAUAAAGUGUUACCUAUUACCGUAUAGGCCCGAAUAUAAGACAGUGUUUUUUGCAUUGAAAUAAGACUGAAAAAGUGGGGUUCGUCUUAUAUUCGUGGGCUACACAUUAUACCCAUUCACGACGCUAGAUGGCGCCAGAUAUCAUUGAAGCGGUGUUCUGUCAUGACAGAUCUGAUCUCAGCUACUCUCAUGUUUAACCAGUUUGCAUUAUUUUAUUGCAAUGUUUUUCCUUAUUCAGAUUUGUUUCAAGACUACAGUUACCGUUAGACUUCACUUUGAUGGUUAAUGCAGUUAUUGCGAUUUUCAUUUACGAAUGUGAUUGCACUUUAGUUUACAUAUUUAAAUGUUCAGAUAUUAAAAUUUGAAUGAGGCAAAAUACCAUGCAUUUUCUCUCAAAUAAAUUGUUAAAAUCAUUUGUUUCGGAUGUAGCGUAAUUAUUUUCUGUAUAAAAAUGAAUUUUGUGUUUAAAAAGUCUGUUCUUAUUUUUUUAUUUUUUUAUUUGAGUCUUGAAAAAGGGGGUCGUCUUUUAAUCAGGGCCGUCUUAUAUUCGGAUCAAUACGGUAAUCCAAAUAAAUCUACAAAUAAACCGCACUGUACUAAAAGCCACAGGAUUCAAAAAUAGGGAAAAAAGUAGUGGCUUAUAGUUUGAAAACUACGGUAUUUGUUAUUUGGCUGCCAUUAAUGGCUAAGCAUCUAAUUUCCCAUUUGAUGACUUCCAGUCAAAUGGAUUCGACAUUUAGCGCUGUCAUUAGCAGGUAAAUUAUUGGCAAUUCGAUUAGGAUCAUCUAGUUUAAAAGUGGAUAAGACUUUUUGAAACAUUGUUGACCUAAAAAAUGUCCUUUUUUUUUUAAGCCUCUUAACUUUUUUUUUUUCCAUUUUCAUUUUGCUUCAACUCAUUUACGACCAAAGAUGUAGAAAGUUUUAUUUUUGAUGAUGAGUGGGAAAUCUUUUUGUUUGUUCAUGUAGCAACUGAACAGUUUCUCUGGCGCUCAAAAGAUCAAAGUCAUCUGAAAUGGCUAGUACAGAAGAAGAUGUCUUGUGAAAAAUGGCUGGGAGUGAAUGAGUUAAAACAAAGUACAAAACUUUUUUUUUUUUUUUUUUUUUCAUGUAAUUUUUUUUCACCAAUUCUGAUUUCAUCAAUUCAAUUCUGAUUUUUUUUAAUUUAAAAGCUAUAUGUGGUCCUUAAACAUAUUUGAUUUUUUUUUUUAAUUUAUUUUUUUUUACAUUUUUAAAAAUGUCAUUUGCAUAUAUGUUCUCUAAUUUGUAUCAGAAAUUAUACAUUAAGCAUUAGAUGCACUUCUCAUGGUAAACAAGCAUAACUAAAGUGAGAUUGAAAACAAUGUUUUUAAAUAGUUAUUUACUACAAUGAGGUCCAGAGGUGUAUAAAAUUUGACAUAUUUGGCAAUUUCGAGUUAAUAUUUAAAAAAAAAAAAUCAUUUUUGGAUUUAAUUUAACCUUAAAUACCUGCAACAUGAAGCAAUUAUCAGAGAAUCCCAAAAUUUAAAAAAUAAGGUCCUAAUGAAACCUUUUUUUCAAAUUUGUAAAAAAAAGUCGAAAUGAAUAUGUGUAAUAAGCGCUCUGAUAUCUAUAACCCUUGCUAAAUCCUGUUUGUUUUUCUCAUGGAACCUGCAGAUGCAUGUGUUGACUUGCACCCAUCUUUUUCUUUUUUUUUCUUUUUCAAAAAGAAUUGUCAAAAUUCUGAAUUAGUCUCAAAAUCAUGAAAUUUUAGGUGUAUCAAAUGUGAUAUGUUUGGCAAUAAAGGGUUAAAAAACAAAACAAGGAAGAAACAGCAAAUAUUCUUUGUUUUAAUUUUCAUUAAAAGCGCCAAAUAUUCUCCGAUUUCUGGGCUACAUAAAUGUUAUCUUAGCAAAAACGUGAUUUACUUUCACAGGCUGAUUCAUGUUGACCUGAUCUGGUCCCCCGGGGCGCCAGUUUGACCCCCUGCUCUAAAGAAUCCAGCCAAAGCAGUUUUCAUUCCAAACAAUUGUGAUUUGGAGAAGCCAAAUUUUUAGUUUGUGUGAUGUGAGCCAUGGCAGUACCACUUCGGAGCUCUGCUAAACAAUCUUGUUGUCGACAGCACGCACACAAACACACAAUUACGCACACACGUAAGGGUGAAGACGAUAAUGUGAUGGGGCAGGAUGGAUGAUUUUAAUAAAGAACAACAAAUAAAAGCAAAAACACUGUGUUGGUCUGUUCAAGGGUGUCCGGCCUGACUCGCUAACCCGUGUGAGUAUCAACUGAGCUGGCAAACUUGGCCUGAUGGGGCUUCAGGAGGCGAACUCAGGUUGCCUGCGGAUAAUCGCGCGUGACUGACGGGGACGCCUCGGCUACGUUCCAUAAGCCUCUAGUCACGCCUAGAGACGAGGCACAAGUGCGCGCACAGCUGCAAAUGAGUUGGCGGGUUGUAUUUGUGUGUGUGCAUGCAGCUGCAUUCAUCAAUAAAAUCACAGCUGAUUGGAUUAGGGGAUUGGUCACACUUCAAAGCUCAUGUCCUGGAGGAGAAAACUUCCAGAAAGUUUAGAAAGAAAUUUGCUGCUAGACUUCCCUUUGACUAAUGAAGCUAAGCUAAUAGCUAAGAGUAAAAGUGAAGUGAGCUGUAGCGUCGAGGCCACUAGAGGGCGCCAAAUAAAACGGAGAACAUUAACUUGACG